Molecule: messenger RNA, 1053 nt
Organism: Mollisia scopiformis
Lineage: Eukaryota; Fungi; Ascomycota; Leotiomycetes; Helotiales; Mollisiaceae
Exons: 2
Coding region: 1-966 (321 amino acids)
Source: RefSeq, a predicted model, not a curated record
AUGUUCGUGGUCUUAAAUUUCACAGUGUUCGUUAUUGGAUUCGUUGCGUGGAUCAUUGACCUCAUUCUCUUGAGUCAUUGGAUCAUCACUCAUGUCUUCUUCUCUGCAAGCGAAGUUAAGCCACCACCCCCUGAUGGACCACAGGAUGAACCACCCGCCAACGUCGUACCUCCGUUCGUGACCCAACUUACCACAACAACGCGAGUAUUCAAGUCCGAUUUGUAUCCAUUUCUGCCCUCAAAAACUCCGACUGACACAUUGCCCGACCCACUCAACAACGACGAUCUCCCCGACGCCGAGAAAUGGCUUUUGCUCGAAAAGUCUAAGUGGCUAGCUUCCGAGUAUCCCCAGCAAGUAUCAGAGCUUGUCGCUCGAAUCAUCAAAGGGCGAAAAGGCGAGCCAAUUCCUAAUGCUGUCUGUCUCGGAAUCGGAGGCCUUGAAGGUUCGGUGCAGAGAGAAAUGCAGCAAUUCAUGAUAUAUUCGCAGAUUCUGGCUCAACUUGGCGCCGCAUAUCCGGAGCUCUUGAACAACAUUGUGAUCCAAGAUCCGAAGAUGAUUCCAGCUAUGAGAGCUCUCUUCGAAAAUCAUGGGUGUAGAGUUGUCGAGCACCCGGAAGCAUUUGAGUUGGUACAAGCCAACACGUUCUUCUACACAGCAUUCGUUCUUUUCCAUCAUCUUGCAGAACAUCUGAAAGAUCGACCCACAGCAGAAAUUGGAAUGUACCUAACCAACCCAAUGGAAGUUUGGGAUCUCGAUCCGCCAUUCUGGCAGAGCACACACGCUGGGUUAUUUGAUGAGACCAAGCAUAACCAUGAAGACUUGCCUUGCGACAGACCUGAUGGGAAACAAUAUACUGAUGUUGGCCCCACGGCAGGGCUGUCGAGUUUUGAGGUCUGGUGGAGGAAGCAGCCCAAACCCACUGAGGAAGCGCCACUCAAUAUUGUCGCUCCUGGAGAAACAGUUUAGCAAAGUUUAAUUUGUAGGGGUAUAAGUUUGCUUACUAUGAGCGAGAGGAAGAUCCUAUAACAUUUAGAUAUGGUGCCGCACAGAGAG